This is a messenger RNA of Periophthalmus magnuspinnatus, 3832 nucleotides long. RefSeq names its product bromodomain, testis-specific (gene brdt). The record is from RefSeq and is a predicted model, not a curated record. The transcript has 20 exons. The coding region runs from base 482 to 3262 and encodes 926 amino acids. Lineage: Eukaryota; Metazoa; Chordata; Actinopteri; Gobiiformes; Gobiidae. Gene Ontology annotation, cellular component: chromatin; nucleus. Gene Ontology annotation, biological process: chromatin remodeling; positive regulation of transcription elongation by RNA polymerase II.
GAGCGCAGGGGGCUGGACAUGGCGCAGGUGUGCGAGGCCUGGAUCUGGAGCCUCAGCCUGGAGCAGCCAGUCCGAGACGGGCUGCCUCUGAGAAUGGCUCCCUGCAGCACAAGUUUAUUUACAAGGUUAAUUAAAAACCUUGUAAAUAAAACUGCCUACAAAACGACGGCUAGUGCUUCUUUGACAGGCUGAUAAUGUAACAAACUGUCAUUUAUGAUGUUUUAAGCACAGGUUUGGAGGGAUAGAUGGAUACUUUGACAUGCUGCUGUAGAGAGUAGGGACACGUGCAGAGUGUUAGGGCCAAUCACCUCUGGAGUGUGACAGGAGUAUAGACAGGAGUAUAUAUAUAUAUAAAACCUGAGGCCUCACUGAACCAGACUGAACCAGAGGAGAGCACGGGCUAACUGAAUCUCAGAAAACAAGACUGAGGAAAAAUACUUUGAACAUUGGAUAUGUUGAUGGUGGUCCUGAUGCCUGUGCCAUGUCGGAUGUGAAGACCGGUCCAAUUGUGAUCAGAAACCCCACUCCUCCAGAGUUUGUAAAUCCAAAGAAGCCUGGGCGGAUGACUAACCAGCUGCAGUAUUUGGAACGGGUUGUACUUAAAGCACUAUGGAAACAUCAGUUUUCAUGGCCUUUUCGACAGCCAGUUGAUGCUGUGGCACUACAUAUACCAGACUAUUAUAACAUUAUUACAAAUCCAAUGGACCUGGGCACCAUCAAGAAGCGUCUCCAAAAUAAGUACUAUUGGAAAGCAGUCGAAUGUUUACAAGACUUUAACACUAUGUUUUCGAAUUGCUACAAAUACAAUCGGCCAGGGGAUGACAUUGUUUUUAUGGCACAAACCCUGGAGAAGCUCUUUUUACAAAAAAUAUCCAAUAUGCCUAAAAAUGAGUGUGACAUAAAUGAAUAUAUGGGAAAAGAUGCUAUCAAACUUAAAAGUUUAUGUGAUACAGGUGAUGCAAAGCAUAAACCUUCAGCGUCUGAAGUUGUGGUUCAACAGACAACAGUUGUCCCCCCUGAGGCACCUUAUAAUCAUACUUCUGAAAAGAUCUCCAAAAUACACGAGGCCACUACAACUAAGCCCCUUAAGAGAAAGGCAGAAGCAGGAGUGCCACCAGUUCUACCCAAGGCUGAGGGAUUUUCUCAAGGAGAACCCUCCACUAUGGGUCUCCUGAGGAGAGGCAGCGGGCGAUCCAUCAAACCCCCCAAUAAAGACCUCCCAUCCUCCGAUGUGAAAAAGGGCAGAUUGACCGAGCAGCUCCGAGGCUGUAAUGACAUCCUGAAGGAGCUCUUCUCCAAGAGGCACUAUGCUUAUGCCUGGCCCUUCUACACCCCUGUGGACGCUGUGGCUUUGGGCCUUCAUGACUACCACGAAGUCAUUAAGCAGCCCAUGGACCUGGGCACUGUACGGAAAAAAAUUGAGGAACGACAGUACACAAAUGCCAAAGAGUUUGCUGCUGACAUCAGACUAAUGUUUUCCAACUGCUACAAAUACAACCAGCCAUCAGAUGAGGUGGUAUACAUGGCGAGAAAGCUCCAGGAUGUAUUUGAAGCGAGAUAUUACAAAAUCCCAAUGGAUUCUGAAAGUUCCCAUGUUCCUUUUCGGUAUUUGGAGAAAGAAACAGAAAACAGACUUGGAUGUCAUUCGACCUCAGAAAGCUCAGACAGUGAGAGCGCUUCAGAGACUGAAAACUCCACUGAGGAUGUAGCUGCACAGCUGGCCAAACUGGAAGAGUGGUUAAAAGAAAUGGGCGAGCAUCUGAGAAGAAUGAAGUCAAAAAAGGACAAGUUAAAAAAGGACAAAAAAUCUAAGAUUAUUUCUAAAUUAAAGCAUAAAUCAUCCAAAUACAAGUCUCUGCUGGAACAAAUGAAAAACAAGAAGGCCUUAAAAUACUUGAAAUGUGAGGAUGAAUUAUCAAGGCCAAUGUCUUACCAAGAGAAGAAUCAGCUGAAGCUUGAUAUCAAGUCUCUGCCCGGGGAGCGGCUGGGGAAGCUGGUGCAUAUCAUCCACGACAGAGAGGCUUGUCUCAGAGACUCCACAUUGGAGGAGAUUGAGGUGGACUUUGAUGGGCUCAAGAACUCCACUCUACUAGAGCUGCAGAAGUAUGUCUCGUCAUGUCUGAAGAAGGAAAAGAACAAAAAACAGCAAUGUAAGCCACCAGAAAAAAGACAGACUGCUAUUCUUAAAGAUGUGUGGAAAUCCCAGGUUGCCCAUAAAGAUCGCUUUGUAGUACAAAAAAAGCCACUGUCUCCCAAACAUUUGCCCUCGCAGUUUCCCCGAGUGCCAGCCCUCAGUGCGAGCAGCAGUAGCUCCAGCAGUGAGUCUGACUCUGAAAGUGCCGACUCUGACUUAGCAAAGAGAUGGAGCAAAGAAAGCUCGAUAAAGUCAACAGACCCCUGUGCUAGCGUUGGCAAACACAUCUCGGGACCUAAAGACCUGGGCACCGGACAGGUCAGACCACACCCCUGCCCCUUUGUGCACUCUUCAGUCCCAGAGAGUAAAAACCUGCAACCUAAACAGCCACUGACUGACUUCAACAGUAAUGAGCUGCUUCUGGCUCCCCCAGAUUUAUCAGCGCUUUUAUCUCCAAUGACUUCUCCAGGGAUCAUCCUGGAUUGGGCUUCUACCAGAUUUGAGCAAGAGCCUGUGCUGUCCCCUCUGAGCGAUAGUCCAGUGCAGCUGAAGGAUGAGAGUAGGUCCAAUUUCAGACAUUCUGAGGAUUUCACUUGCACCAACACAAGUAAAACCUCAGAGGAAGACAAAGCCCAACUGAUCAAAAAGGACAUUGUUUUGAAAAAUGCUGAGUCUUGGGCCAAAGUAGUGAGGGAGUCUGUUACUUCAGUCCCCAUCAAGUCUUCCAUGGAGAGUUUUCAGCAGUUCAGGAAGGCAGCGAUGGAGAAGGAAGAACGAGAGAGAGAGCUAAAGAAAAGACAUACUGAAAAACGCAUAGAGAAAGAAGCAAAUGAACAUAACAGUUUGCCAGGGCUGUUAAAAACUGAAAAGUGCCAGUCUCCAGAAAAACCUGCCUCCCCCCCGAGGAUUUGCAUAGACCCGCUUUCUGAAAUCCUAAAAGACGCUGAGAUCCAGAAGCCAGUAUCUCCUCAGGAACCCCAGGCUGUUCCUUCCCUCUCACCUGUGGACAAGGAACGAGAGAUCGCCCGGAGGAGGGAGCAGGAGCGGCGCAGGCGAGAGGCGAUGUGUGGCAUUGAUAUGUCAAUGCAGAGGGACAUCAUGACUAGCUUUGAGCUCAACUUGGACUAAACAAAAACAUGGGGGGAAAACUUUGAAAAUACUUGAUGACCUUUGGAUGCAAUAAAUUGUCGCUAAAAUAGAAUAUCUAUUGCAAAGUAGAAGAAUAUAUAUGUAUUGUAUUAUAUAUUGUUGCCUUUCAUUAUAAUUUACACAGUUUACACCCCCAAAAUGGAUUAAUUUGAUAAAUCAAGGUGCACUUGCAUGUUUGGUGUUGCACAAUUGACCAAAUCCUACUUUCAUUUUAUCAAUGUGGACAGUAGUGUAUACUCACCGUUUAACUUUCAUGUUGUAUAUUUCCACAUUGCAGUUAAAUGAAAUCUACAGAGUGAGCUUUUACCAUGUUACACAAUUCAAUCACAUUUGAUUUGGGCACCUUUUGCUCAUAAAUAUUUGUAAUAUAUACUUUCAUUGGUUAAACUACAUGACACAUCACUUUAUUUUGCUAAACUUUCAGUACCUGCACUUUCAGACCAUUCCACCUAGAGUUCCACACUUAAGAUUUGGACAGCAUAAGUAUUAUGUAUGUUACAGUUUGUUAUAAUUUUCUACUUGAGUAAUAAAGUUAUUUUUCACUACUUC